Messenger RNA from Dentiscutata erythropus, 2247 nucleotides. Lineage: Eukaryota; Fungi; Glomeromycota; Glomeromycetes; Diversisporales; Gigasporaceae. The record is from the annotation of a GenBank genome assembly.
AUGACAUCUAGUUCUCAUGUGGAAAUUCCAAUCGAGGGGGAUCCAGAUAAGAAUAAGAAAAUUUUGGAAAUUGUCUGUUCACCUAACUUGAUGCAUGUUGCUGCAUUAGACAAAGAUAGCAAUAUUGGUUUUUGGUCUAUAAUUAAUCAAGAGGAAUCUUUAACGAACGUAAAUUCAAUUCAUAUUGAUGACAUUGGCAUAAAAAAAACAGGUGAAAGAAUAUUUGCAAUAUCAGAUAAUAAGCAUGCAUCAAUUAGUAUUAAUAGAGUCAACCCUUAUAAUUUCAAAAUUUUCAAUUUUGAAAAUGGAAAAGAGGUAUCAUUAACUUUUCCAGAUCAGCAAAAGGAAAUUAACUUCUUAUCCUUUACCGAUAACGGAAAUAUUGUAAUGGUCAAUACCAAAUAUUACAGAGCAUAUAUUUUUUCAAGUAAAGAUAGUGUUAGUUGGGUUUGUAAAUCAAUGAUUGAAUUGAAAUAUUUUAAAUAUCUAUAUAUUACUCUUAAAGGAAAAUUGAUCAUAUUUAAUGAUACGAUUUAUGAGAUUACAAUGUGGGACAUUGAAGAAUUAUCAAUUAAAACUCGUAUUUUAAUAGAUUGGAAUCAUACACUUGAAUCUGUUGAGAUUAGUUAUGAUGAAGAAUUAUUAUUAGUAUGUGCAAAAAAUGUUAAAACUAAGGAAACACGUUUGUACACCUAUUCCACCGAAACUGGGAUAAACCUUGCAUUCUUUACUACGCAAUUGGUAAUAAAUGGAUUUCACUUGAUCGCUUCUGAAAAAGGAGAAAGAUUAUUAUAUAUUUCAGACGAUCAAUAUAAUUUAAUGGACCCUUAUAGCCUCCAAAAUCCAAUAGAUGCGAACGUGCUUUUUGAGAAAUUUAAAGAGAAACAAUUUCAAGAACCAUACAUAAUUCGAUCUGAUAAAAUUAUCUAUAUAAUCGAUGGAAUAUUGUCAAUUAAAGAACUAGUCCCUGUUAAUUCUGAUGAUUGGGUCAAAUGUUUACGAAAAGAACUGAAGGACACAAAUAGCAUUACAACUCCAUCUAAAAAGACAAUUGAUAUUAUAUCUAAAAUUAUACAGAACAGUAAUUAUAACACUGAAAGGAAAGAAUUUGAAGGGAAAUUUUUAAAAUGGGGAUUGGAAUUAGACAACAAAUCAGUCAGACUUACAGUAAAUGAUUUUGAUUAUCGCAGGGAGAAUUGGAACCCAGAUGAUAAAAAAAAGUAUUUAAACAUUCUUCCAUCAUUUUAUCCUAAUGAAAAGAAUUUUAUACUACAUUGUGAAGUCCUUGAAAAUGAUGAUUUUGUUACGAUUACACGUAUUGGUGUGGUUAUCUGGAUUUAUAAAUUUUCGAGCAUUAAGAUGCAUUAUUUUUGGAAUAACUGGAAUGGUCAUUUAGAAGAUUUCGUUUUUGAAAAGAUGAAGUUUAAAGAUCUUUUUAAGAACAGGAUUUCAAGACGAAUUCUUCCUGCUUCAAAUUAUGAAACAAUCCUUAAAAAUUUAGAUAUUAAAUUUUGGCAAGAAGAGAAAAAAGAAGAAAAAGAGCUUUUCAAAGAAUUUUUGGAAGAUAAUAUCGCUGAAGAAUUUUAUUUAACUUGCUAUGGAAAAGAUCUCAUGAAAAUAUUCAUUAAAUUAAAUGAUGAUAAACGGAUUCGAUCUUUAGGCCAUAGCUGUAUGGAUAAGUGUGUGCAAGAUAAUAAUCAUUUGAUUUCUAAGAUUUCCUUGUUGAGUAUUAUUUUUGAAAACUUUAAAAAAAUAUCAGAAAAUCAUCCUGCAUUUAUAGCAAGUAUUUUAUCUUUGAUAGGAUUUGUAGCUCCUUCUCCUACGAUAAAUCCCAAAUCUAUUUCCAUACACCUUUCCAGUUAUGGAAAAUACUGUCAUCUAUCUAAAACAUCAUUUCUUGAUAUAUUAACUUCUAGUCUCUGGGAUCGUUGGAUUAGUAUUCAAGAAAGUUUUCAAAAUAGGUUUCAAAAAUUUCAAGAUAGUUAUCCUCUUUUUCGGGAUUUAAUUGACAAAUGGUUAGGCUAUAAAAAACCUUACAUUUCAAAGGCUCUUAGUGAAAUUCUUUUACUCCCUGAAGAACAACCUUCUUUUAAACAUAUUGAGGGGACUAUGAAAGAUCUGCCCACUCUUAAACAAAUUGAGAAGACUGUCGAAGAUCUGUCCAUUUUUCGACAAAUUGAGAAGGACAUUAAUGAACUUAAGGAUCUAAAAAAAUCAAUUGAAGAUUUAAAAACAGAAAAUAAAUAA